This is a messenger RNA of Daphnia carinata, 1068 nucleotides long. It is a transcript of the gene mRpL19, whose product is annotated as large ribosomal subunit protein bL19m-like. Gene Ontology annotation, molecular function: structural constituent of ribosome. The record is from RefSeq and is a predicted model, not a curated record. Bases 112 to 1029 code for a protein of 305 amino acids. The transcript is spliced from 5 exons. Gene Ontology annotation, biological process: translation. NCBI's taxonomy places the organism in Eukaryota, Metazoa, Arthropoda, Branchiopoda, Diplostraca, Daphniidae. Gene Ontology annotation, cellular component: ribosome; mitochondrial large ribosomal subunit.
UUCUUUUUUCCAUGUUGUAUUUUACGUGUUGGCACUGUUGCACUUGGUUAUUGUUUUUCGUCUGCUAUCUCAGUCAAGACAACACUGAAUCUGAUCUAGUCUAUUUUCGCCAUGCUGAGAAAAGCAGUUUUACAAACAUUUCGCCAAGGCCUAGCUCAAUCCUUCUUCAAGAGAAAUGCGGUUUCGCUUAGUGAAACCACCGUAACUCACCAGCCCAUCGAGACGUCAAAUGAAGCCGGUGAGAGAUCCGUAUCCACACAAAAGACGAGCGAUGAUUCUGGGAAUACUGUGGUCGUAGCACCACCAGAGUUCAGAUUUAUGUACCCAGAAUUUCUCCCUGAUCCAGCCAUGGAAACAAGGAAUAGGCUCAAAGAAAAACUUGAAAGAAUGGACAUGUUACAAAGGAGAUCAGUUAUUGAAAUUCCAGAAUUUUAUACUGGAUCAAUUAUGGCCGUGACUGUUGCUGAUGCAAAUUCUCCAAACAAAUUUGCAAAAUUUGUGGGUAUUUGUAUACAGAGAGGAGGAAGUGGUUUGCGAGCAUGGUUUAUUUUACGAAAUGUUGUGGAUAAACAAGGAGUAGAAAUUCUUUAUGAAAUGUAUUGCCCUCUCAUACAAAAGAUCGAAGUAUUGAGGCUAGAAAGAAGAUUGGAUGAAUCAUUACUCUAUCUGAGAGAUGCCUUACCAGAAUACAGUACCUUUUCAUUUGAUAUGGAACCAGAAAGGAGAUUAAACAACUCUGUUGUACCAAUCAAUCCACUUAAAGUAAAACUACGUCCACGCCCUUGGCUUGAACGUUGGGAACGCCAGAAUUUGCAAGGAGUAGAAGAUCUGAAACUUCCGCAGGUCUUCUACGACAGAGCCGCAAAAGUUGCUAAACCAUGGGAAAAAUACGAUCUCAUGUUACAUUACCGGAAAACUAUCCCAGCUGAAGAGCAAGAGAAAAUAUUUGCCGAAGUUCACUCUCAAUUGCAGCAACAAGAGUUAAAAAGAAAAUUAAGACGACGUAGAGGUCCUGAUAGUGAACAAUAAUGUCUUCAGUGUAGUAAUAAUAAAUUUUUCCCCUUAUGA